AUUGCAUAUUUGCAUAUGUUUUGGCCUCUGUUAAUGGGAAUUGAAUCGAUUGAUUAAUUGAAUUGCAUUUGCAUCUGUUUUGGCCUCUGUGAAUGGUUGUUGAAUGUUGAAUACUGUUUUUGUUUAUAUAAUUACAUGAUUUCUUCUGGUCAGCCAGUCAAUGAGUACAUUGACGCAGCUGUGAGACAUGUUCUCCUUAGGCAGGGUGUUCAUUAAGGUCAAGAUCAUGCUUGACUGGGAUCCCAAUGGCAAGCAAGGACCCAUGACUCCUCUACCUGAUCUUGUUACAAUCCACCAACCAAAGGAUGAUGAAUUGAUCAGUUUGUCAGGCGGGCACCAGAAAUUGAAGCAGCACCUAUUUUGGUCCCAACUGAUGUUGUUCUUUUCAUGUUUCCAGGAGGAUGCUGUGAAACAACUACAAAGUCUGCAGAAAGAAAUUCAGGAUUCAAUGAAUGAGCUUGAGGAGAUGAGACCUCUGUAUGAGAAUCAAGUCAUGAGGGAAAAGGAGAUGACAAAGGGUUAUGUGUUAUCUACACAUGCUCUAUCAAGUCCAUUCCAACGUCACUCUAUUUGGUGCAAUACAAUUACAAAAGAGAAGGCAGGCUUGAAUGAAUCGCAGUGGAUAGUAAGUAGAGGGGUGAGUGAGUGAGGCAAUGAGACUCGUUGGUUCUUUUUGGUCUCGUCAGACUCUUUGGUUGAUAGCCAGCCAACCAAACCGUGCAUCCCCAGUUUCCCAGUUCUUGUGGAAUUCUCAGUGAGGUAAUGUUCCUUUGCAGAUUCUUAUUUAUCAUUCUACUGAAUGUGCGAUAAUCAGGGCUGUGGCAUGGGAGGAUUCUCAACUAUCAUACCCAAUGGGGAUAUCACCACUAAUUGCACUGGUUGAACUUCUCGGAAGAGAUUUUUGGAAAUAUACACAUGCUUGUAAUGUACGUUGGAAAAUUAAUGUUUGUAGUUGA
This is a messenger RNA of Rosa rugosa (rugosa rose), 956 nucleotides long. RefSeq lists its product as uncharacterized. NCBI's taxonomy places the organism in Eukaryota, Viridiplantae, Streptophyta, Magnoliopsida, Rosales, Rosaceae. The transcript is spliced from 2 exons. The record is from RefSeq and is a predicted model, not a curated record. The coding region runs from base 188 to 649 and encodes 153 amino acids.